CCGGCCUAAAGACGAACACUUUAAACUGUACAUUUGUCAGCGACUCUUCUUCUUUCACCAACUACCCCCAUUUCUACUUCUUCUGCUUUAAGCUCCAGCGCGAGAGACAGAGAGAGAGAUCGCGUCGGCACAAUCUUCAUAUACCGACAUCGAACAUGUUAAACUCUAUCGCGACGGUGUUUUUCGCCAUCCUUCUCCUCACAAUCUCCGAUGCGAUCUCGAUCCCGCCUAACGGAGAGAUCGACGCAAUGCUAGUCCGAAACAGCCUCAUCAUCGGAGAAGACGAAGAUCUGAUGCCGUCAGAGAUCAGCCGGAGAGUUCUCAUGGCGCAUAAACGUUACAUCGGAUACGAAACCUUAAGGAGAGACAUGGUUCCUUGUCAGAAACCAGGAGCUUCCUACUACGAUUGCCGCUCCGGACAAGCUAAUUCUUACAGCAGAGGUUGCGAAACCAUUACUAGAUGUGCUCGAGACACCAGCGACAUCAACACCUGAAGCAAUUAAUUUGGGAGCUUUUUUUUUUUUUUGGGGUCUUUUGGGUUUGAGACUUGAGAUUGAGAGAAGAGGCAAGUAAAUUAUUAUAUGAUUAAGACUUUUGUAUUUGUUGUUGUAACCUCUGAAACUUUGAUAUAAUAAUUGUUAUAUAUAUGUAACCUUAAUUAAGCUAUUUUGGUUA
Camelina sativa (false flax) is the source of this 675-nucleotide messenger RNA. Lineage: Eukaryota; Viridiplantae; Streptophyta; Magnoliopsida; Brassicales; Brassicaceae. The record is from RefSeq and is a predicted model, not a curated record.